Doryrhamphus excisus (bluestripe pipefish) is the source of this 2853-nucleotide messenger RNA. NCBI's taxonomy places the organism in Eukaryota, Metazoa, Chordata, Actinopteri, Syngnathiformes, Syngnathidae. The record is from RefSeq and is a predicted model, not a curated record.
GGGUAAACACUUGGAGCUCAGAGACUUUGGCGCAGGCUGUGAAAGCCCCCUGGUUGGAAAACAGAAAAGUGUAUUGUAGCUUUAAGUUAGCUCCAACUUACUUCCAGUGUAAUAAUGCGGGCCUGCUGCUGGGGUCUGUCGGGGUUUAUUUUAACUGUCUGGCUGGACUUGAACUCCUGCAGGACAGCAAGCCUGUUGCAGGCUUGAAUAGAACCCUGGCCAGUAAAUACACAAAUAGGACAAAUGCUGUAGUUUAGGAACGUUAGCUUUAGCUGUGACGAUCUAAUGCACUGGUCACGUUGUGUAUAUCCCAUCACAGCAAUGGACCGCCUCAGAUUCUUCAACUGGUUAAAACUUACCUUGAAAUUAGGGAUUCUGUUGUGAACAGGCCUGGGGAAGUUAGCCAGAUUCUUGUCUUCGAUGUAGUCCCAAACUUUUUGACGAAUAUCCCAUUUUGUUGCUCCUGUUGUGAGAGUGGCAUUUGCUAAAUGAUUACGACAGUAAUGGCGUCGAGAUCCGUUCGUUCGUUGAACUUACCUGGACUGAUUUUUAUAAGAGGCUCCAUGGCGUUGUGUCACAGAAACAAUUAUUCGGCUUAUCUUUCGUAGGGAGAACUUACAUGUGCGAUAUGAUAUGCAAGUAACGUAACACGACAGGGACAGCUGCGUGACAAUGUUUAUUCUCUCUACGGCGAGCCAGGAGGGUCAAACGUACCGUAUCAAAAAGCGAAGUAAAAAAAGAUGCAGUAGAGUAAAGUAAUGCGUUUAGGUUUCAACUUCAGCGCAAAACCACAUAUAUUACGUCAUUCUCCAGUGUAAAGGAAACAUGGUUUGUUUCAAGUAAACCGUAUGACAACAGUUACCUUACACUGUAUCUGGAACUCUGGCGUUGUCCAUAUAUGGUCACUGAAUUUUCUAGACGCCGAAAUCGAGAAGCCUUACGACAUUUCUAGCAAUUUACGAGACUAUAUUGGUGAUAUUUACUAUGAGUAUCUUUUUAAACAUUUCUAUCGAUUUAGUUAUGCUUCUCGAAGUAGACAGCCAACAAAUGACAUAUACGUGCCAAUUUUGAGGGUUUAUUCACAAUAGUUGCCAAAUAUUAGCAAAGUGGUCUGAAACAAGCACAACAUAUCCUACCAAAAGUGAAGGGGAAAAAUCUGACCAUUGUUAUUUUAUAAGCUCCGCCUUUUAUAGCAUGUGACUAAAUUACCGUAUGUAAUCAAACAAACGUGCAAAGAAAUUUACAUACGGGCCGGCAACUACUAAAUUACACACACAGCAGCGUUGAUUAUUUUCCAUGCCCAGAUGUUAAGAUAGCUGCAAAAAUGAAGCGUAAAAAACAGGAAAGGAGACCCCCCCUUCGCUCCUCUGUGGUGGAUCGACUGUGUGAGGCUCUGAUGGACAAGCCUGGCAGGUGGACCGAGCGAGCCACAUCACCUGUUUGGGAAAUCUGUGAAGAGGAGAAAAAGAAGUCAUCAGGGAGCUGAUAUCUUGCUCUUGCUUACCUACCCAUCCCCUCUUCCUUGCACACACCCACACGCUUGCCUCUCCCUUCUUCCCUCCCCGCUUGUCUCCUCCACUCUUGGAUGCUGGGUGGUGAACAGCAGGACUCUCUUGGUUGAGCCACAUGGAGGCACAGGGAGGGGCUCCCAGCCCAGAGCCUAAUAAAGACAUCCAGAAGCUGCUAAAGCCCUCCAGCUCAGGUGACCUUUCUCAGGAGCUGUUCCAGCAGCAUGCCGCAGGCGAGGAAGAAGAGGAGGAAGGUGGUCUGGCAGGACACACCGCCAGUCUUCUGCACAUCUCUGAAAAGAGACAACCUCUGAGCAGUGUAUCAUCAUUAGAAGUCCACUUUGACCUCCUAGACCUCACCGAGCUGACUGACAUGUCAGACCAAGAGCUGGCUGAAGUCUUUGUUGACUCUGAUGAGGAGAACCACAAUGAAUGUCCACCAGGUUCCCAGCAGGCAGUGCUGGCCAAAGGAGGUUACAUGCGCUCCCCCUCGUGGACACGCUGCAGCAAGGUGGAGCACCCCAGGGAGAGGAAGCACCACAGCGACUCAGACACCGCAGAGCCCUUAAUGAAGCUGGAAAGGCCAAAACAACCUUAACAUGUGGUGUGUGUCUGUGUGUGACGCAAGUGGAAUGAAGCUCAGAGCAGACAGCCAGCAUCGGAGUGGACCACUGACACAGUGUUGUAUGGUGCUGAUGAACAGUUGAGGAGUUCACGGUGAACUCUGAACACAUUGCUCUGUGUUCUAAGGAUAUGCGGUAAACACACACACACACACACACACACUCACUCACCUUCCUUCUCUGCUCUUAUUGCACUCUCGAUGAUUUGAAGUUCUGUUUCCUAGUGACAGACAGGCUAGUAGCACUGUUACUUUCAAAUUGCCAAAAUCAUAUGUUGUUUUCCCAUUCUUCCUAACAUGUUCAAAAAUGAUGACUGCCACUUUUUCUUCUUAUUCAAGUUGGUUUUCCAAAGCCUGAAAAAUGAUGGUGGAAAGAAUUAACUGAGCUACUGUGAAUUUGCAUGAAUGCCAAACACACAAUCAAGUGCCAAUACUUGUGAAGAGACAGCCCGCUUAGAUGAUUUAUUUUUUAUUUAGUUAAUACCUGGCCCGAUAAUCAUCUGGAAUGGGGUGAGUGACUGUAAGAGGAAUAAAAUAAGAGUUGUGGAAAACUGUGCUUUGUUGAGUGAUUUGUAAUUAAGCUACGAUUCCCUUCUUAAAUUUGAAGCACAAGGAUGAGACAAAGUUAAGCAUCCACCUUGUUGUCGAUUGCUCAUUUUCCUCACAGUUGAUCAGGUCAAAUGUUCUUCUCCUUCACGGGCGACAGUAUAGCCUCAUCUGACC